This is a messenger RNA of Thyridium curvatum, 2643 nucleotides long. RefSeq lists its product as uncharacterized. Gene Ontology annotation, biological process: regulation of DNA-templated transcription; DNA-templated transcription. Lineage: Eukaryota; Fungi; Ascomycota; Sordariomycetes; Thyridiales; Thyridiaceae. Bases 1 to 2643 code for a protein of 880 amino acids. The transcript has 6 exons. Gene Ontology annotation, molecular function: DNA binding; zinc ion binding; DNA-binding transcription factor activity, RNA polymerase II-specific. The record is from RefSeq and is a predicted model, not a curated record.
AUGGCUUCGCGUCUUUCUCCUACAUGUGCAGAAACGGUACAUUCCGCCGCUGGAGCGCCGCCCAAAGGCCGCAGCGCGAUUUUAGUCAAGGGUCGCCGACGUUCCAGGAAGGCCUGCAUUGGAUGUCGACAUCGGAAAGUUCGGUGUGACGUGACAAUGAGGGGUGUACCAUGCACAAACUGCCAGCUUGACUGCAAAAGCUGCGAAGUCAAAGACAGAGCGUCCAGGAGGCCACUCCCCACCAGCGAAGGCAUACAGCACAUGUUUGACAGCUAUGUCCUCCCGUCGAGAGAAGAGUGCGAGUCCGAACCACCGGUUUGGGGGUUGUCGAUGGAGCUAUUCGACGACGAGCUAGAGAUGGCAGCGGACACACCAUCAGCUUCAAGAGGCAACCACAACCAUGGCCAAACCAUUCGGCAGCCAUCUCCAUCAAGUGUUAUAGAAGCAGACACUGGUCAUGAAAUCACUCCGCGGCAGGUUUCUUUCUUAACAUCAGAUGGUACCUCUGGUCAAGAGACACUGCCUGCUCCCUCGUGUCCCAAUUACUCUACACUACAUGAUGGCUCCGGCACCUCCCCAACUGGCGAAGAGGUCUCAAUUUUACUACACCGUCAAGGGGUCGGCGGCUACAGAUUGGUUCCUGACCCUGUAAUGGUCCCCUACUCGUCGUAUCCGUUCCUCACUAUCGGCAGCUUGGCGGAUCUCUCUUCAGAAGAUGUUGCAUUUCUCAAGCUCAAAGGAGCGUUUUCUAUCCCUGCGAAACCAGUGCUAGAUGAGUUCCUACGUCAUUAUUUCUUGCACGUACAUCCAAUCUACCCCUUGAUCGAUGAGGGUGAAUUUUGGAACACAUAUCGCCAAGAUAAGCCGGCAGGCGCCGGUGGCAAGAUCCCCCUUUUAUUGUUCCAGGCCAUGAUCUUUGCGUCUUCCAGUUACUUGCCACUACUGGUAAUCAAGUCUAUGGGAUACGCUGGCAUUCGUUCAGCGAGGGCAGCAUUUUACCACAAGUCAAAGCUGCUUUAUGACUUUUCUACUGAGAAAGCAUCCAUUGUGGUCGCUCAGGCUGCAGUGCUGAUGUCGUUAUGGUGCACUUCCGACCCGACCCCGGUACAGCCGAAUGCCAUAUGGCAUCAGAUUGCGAUCCAACACGCUCGGGCUGCGCAUGCCCACCUCGCCUGGGAACCACCUGUGAGCGUAGUCACGGCUGAUUCUCGACCGGAGCACGAGUAUCGAAUGCUCAGGAGACUCUGGUGGUGUUGUGUGGUCCGCGACCGCGUCUUGUCGGUAGGCUUGAGGCGAACUCCCCUGAUCGCCAACUCACAGCCAAUACUCUCCAUAUCAGACUUUGACGGCGAUAUUGGCCAAUCUGAAGUUAUCGACUCCAAAACGCAGCGGUCAAUGGUUCUCAUCUUUAUGAGGGUCAUGCACCUGUGCAACAUCCUACCUAAACUUUUACAUUUAGGGCCGUCAUAUGACCAUACCGAUCUCCAGGAUCAAAACGAAAGCACUUUGAUGGAAUGCAGAGUCUCCUUGCGAGACUGGUUCGUGCAAACCAAGAUUGAGAUUGAUACGGCCAACUGUGGGCUCCGCCACCACUCCACGAUUGUUCAUACGAACCAUAUGUAUAUCUUCUACUAUGCUUGCAUAUCACUCCUGAGCCGCCAAGAAGCACUUCUCAACUACUCUCAACCUCAGACACCCACUCAAGGUUUGCCUCGGAACUCCGAACGGGGUCACGAGAUACAAGAAGCAGCAUUAGGCAUAGUAGAAUGCUGCGAGGAGCUCACUCAACUGGACCUUACUCGUUAUCUACCGAUUAGCGCGUUGGCAUUGAUAUCCAUCCCACUGCUCUUUCACCUCCUUGAUGCCAAAUUUCUCUAUUCUGAGAAUCUCAAUGCCGACAUCAAAUCAAGGCACCACCGCCUUCAGGUGCUUAUCAAUACCAUCAAAGAAUAUCGAUUGCGCUACGAUGGUGUUGAGUGGAUAAGCUUUACUCUGCACUAUGUGGUCGACCUUGCCCAGCCUCAAUUAUCUCUCGUUCCGAGAAGCUCAGUGGCUAGCUGGACUGAUCUCUCGGCUAAGGAGCCGACCUUCUGUCUCGUCCUGACCUUGACUGUUGUCCUAAGCCUAAGUCAAUUCAGAAUCCCCGAGGAUAGGGACUUCCCUGUUAGCCUUAGAGGAGUUUUGAGGCCUGAGGCAGGCCCUGUGCGAGAGCUCGCCUUGUAUUGGCCAUGCGCGGAUAGAAGGCCACGAAAACCAGUCAGUCGAGACUCCUGCGAUUUCGAACUGCUCGCUAUGCCACCCUCCAAUUCUCCGAAAAGAUAUUCUCAGCCGAAAGGAAAAAAUUGCUCGCAGAGUCAACUCCGCGGACACGUGUGCCUUGAAGAUAUUCUUAUUACCGAAGAUGAAAAUCCUUCCAACCAAGACGAAGAGACUAUUGCACAGGAGCUACUGUCGAGCUUUCCUGAGGUGACAAAGUCGAGUGAGGGCGAUGGCCGGUUCCCCAGCCUGAUUGAUCCGAACGAAGCUCAACUCUUCAUGGAGCCAUUCGAUGUGCUAUCAUAUGAUGAGCUAAUCAACUGCGAGGGCGAUUCUGAUACAUUAACGACCUCUGAUUUUGCAAUUUCCAUUAGUUGUUUGGAAUAA